Molecule: messenger RNA, 1663 nt
Organism: Metopolophium dirhodum (rose-grain aphid)
Lineage: Eukaryota; Metazoa; Arthropoda; Insecta; Hemiptera; Aphididae
Product: syntenin-1-like
Exons: 5
Coding region: 272-1126 (284 amino acids)
Cellular component (GO): cytoplasm; plasma membrane
Molecular function (GO): protein binding
Source: RefSeq, a predicted model, not a curated record
UGAGUCAUACCGAUUACCGACAUCAUUAUGGAACAUUUUCGCAUACUAUAGAGUAUAGACUACAGCUUAUAGUUCUACAGUCUACACUGACUUCACUCUACAGUCUACAAAUUAUAGUUACAGACUAACAGUAAACAUUUGUAGGUGUUUGCCACUUGGUACACGUCGUACGAUUUUUUCGCAUUUAGUCUUACAGAAAUUGUUUUCCGUUUGACAAUUUCCAAUCUUCGAUACUCUUUUGUAAUUUGCUCUAUAAAGCCAAACCAACGUCAUGUCGCUGUACCCUUCUUUGGAAGAUUUAAAAUUGGACGAAUUCAUUAAGACACAAAAUCAAAUUGUACAACAAAAUGAGAAUCCACCUCCGUUUAUGGCUAUUUGUCCACCGCAUCCAUCGGGAAUGGAUCAAGAAUCACUAGGUGCCAUGUACCCAAUACUCAAUGAUUAUUUGGGAUUAGAGCUCAGUAUUCUAGCACAGAAUAACAGAGACAUUCCUUCCCAGAAAAUUGAAUCGAAAAAUAAUGUUGUAGCGAUUCCUUUCCAGGAUAUUCCUGCACAUGUGACAAAUGGUGUGCGUAAGUUGGUGUUAUGUAAAGAUGGAAAAGGACAGAUUGGAUUAAAAAUGUCCACAUUCAACAAUGGCAUAUUUGUUAGUGUUGUAAUUCAAGACAGUCCUGCUGCUAAAGCUGGUUUAAGAUUCGGUGAUCAAAUAUUACAAAUUAAUGAAGUUUUUGUUGCGGGAAUGAGUGUUGAUAAAGUGAACAAAAUCUUUAGAGAAUGUUCAGUAAAUAACAUAAGUGUUAUUGUAAGAGACAGGCCUUUGGAACGUACAAUAAUUCUGUACAAAGACCGUGCUGGUCAAGUUGGAUUUCAGUUCAAAAAUGGUAAGAUUAACAAUAUUGUUAAAGAUUCAUCAGCUGCUCGUAAUGGAGUGCUCACCGAUCAUCAGUUAUUGGAAGUAAAUGGACAAAAUAUCAUUGGCAUGAAAGACAAACAAAUAGUGGACAUUAUUGCUAAUGCCUCAGAUUCAAUUAGUAUAACAAUCAUUCCAGUAUCGAUUUACGAACACAUGAUCAAAAAGAUUGCACCAUCAUUGAUCAAGAACAUAAUGGAUCAUUCGUCAAUUUAAGAACAAACAAGAAACCUACUCAUCUGUUGAAGUCAUAUUUAAAGUUUAUUAUUUACUUAACACAGUUUCAUUUUAAUUUGUGAUUUAUCUGUGCAUGGAAAGGUCAUCCAUUAAUUAAUAUUAUCUAGUUUUUUUUAUACAACUAUAUUGGGCAAGAUAUAUCAAAUUAUACUUUCUACUUAAAUUAAACUUUCAAUCCAUUCAUUCCUAUAUUAGUUAUAUUUUGUUUAUUUUUGAUUAUUAUUUAUGGAUAUUAAAUUCCGAAUUGUUAAAUGUUAAACAAAGAAUUUGGAAUUAUUUUGUAAUGGUAUAUGAUAACUCAAUUUUAUUUAAAUUUAGGUAGAAAAAUCUAUUUUUUUUUUUUUAAAUGUAUACUUACUAUAAUAUUACUAUAGAUAUUUUGUUAUUAUUAUUAGUUAAAAGUUAGAUUUUGUUUUUUAUAUUUUUUUAAUACACGAGCACUAUUUAAAUUUUGUAGAUAAGAACUACAAUUAGCUAAAGCUUUGUUCCAGCUAAAUAUUAUAAACUAUUUAAAUU